Messenger RNA from Catharus ustulatus (Swainson's thrush), 2533 nucleotides. It is a transcript of the gene MPV17, whose product is annotated as mitochondrial inner membrane protein MPV17. Lineage: Eukaryota; Metazoa; Chordata; Aves; Passeriformes; Turdidae. The record is from RefSeq and is a predicted model, not a curated record. Bases 1553 to 2119 code for a protein of 188 amino acids. The transcript has 7 exons. Gene Ontology annotation, cellular component: membrane; cytoplasm.
CCUGCGGCACACGGGCCGCCCCUCCCCGGCACGGACUGCCCUGCACAUGCCCCUGGUGGCCCCUGCUCUCCCCGUGCACCGAUCCCCCUCCCUGCACACAGGCACAGCCCCCAGCCCCUCGCCCCGCUCUGUGGGCACCGGCACCCCCGCGGGAGGCAGGGCAGGGCACGGCUGGGGGGCUUCAGUGCCUCGAGGGUCUGUCUUGGGAAGAGGUGCUGCCAUGUCCCAGACUCAGCAGAGACCCCCGUGUGUCCCCUGGCCCCUCCCGGCUCAGGAGAGUGGUGCUACCUGAGGAGGAAGAAUUUCCCUAACGCCGCUGCUUGCAGAGCUGUGAGCUGCCGUAAAUCUGCCCUGGUGUUGGCUUGUGGCUCUGCUGCCCCAAGGAUUUGCAGCCCUGGAGCACCAGGCAGCUCUGCCCCACCUCUUCUGCUGCCUCCCCCAGCGUACCUGAGGCUGGGUCUGGGUGGUGGGGGAGUGUGUCCUGCUUGUGCCAUGUGUUCUUGGGACUGUGUAGGGGCUGUGCUGCACUGAUGGGUGGGAGCUGGGGGGUCCCUGCGUGCUCCUUGCUGCACCUCCUGCUUGCAGCCUCCCUGUCACACCACUUCACCCCUGCCCUGCCCCUGCCCUCCUGCUCCCACCAGCCCAGGAUGCUGGGAAAGCACAGCCCCGGGGUCUGGGGGUGCCCUGCAGAGCCGGGGGCUCCCCUCACUGUGCAGUGUCUGGCGCUCAGCCCUGAGAGCCGCGGGGGGGUGGCACGAUGCUCCCCUGCCUGGCUGCUGGGGCCCUGCCAGGCCGCUUUGCUGUUCCUGCUGUUAUUUUUAUCGGAUGUCAUGGAGUCUAUUGCUGGCGCCUGCGGCACCCGCUGCUGCUGGCAGCACGGUCCCCUGUGCUUGGCGGGAGGCCAGGGUCGGGCUGGGAUGGGCUUCCCAGGGCUGGCCCUGCCCACACCUCCCUGCCCGCUGUGGCCCUGGGCCGGCUCUGGCCUGGGCUCUGCUCUGCCUGUUCCUGCUUCCCCUGGGAGCUGGCGCUGCUAUGACCCAGCCCCUGCCCCCAGGGCUCUGCCAGCCUGCAGGGGUGCGGGGCUGAGCCAUGGCGGGGCACGGCCUCUCUGCGGAUGCUGGGCGGGUGCUGGCUGUGGUUCCAGCAGCCCGGAGGUUCCUGCCCUCGGGCUGGGCUCUCGCUGCUGCAGCAGGUUCCCAGCUCCAGCCAGGGGGACGUGUGUGCUCCUGCUCUCCUUGGAGCUUCCUCAAGAGAUCCACGGCCAGGCUCAGCCCCUCCUGCUCUCCUCAGAGCUUCCACAAGUGAUCCCAUCCGUGGCCAGGCUCAGCCCCUCCUGCUCUCCUCAGAGCUUCCAGAAGUGAUCCCAUCCACAGCCAGGCUCAGCCCCUCCUGCUCUCCAAGCUUCCACAAGUGAUCCCCAUCCAUGACCCCUCCUGCUCUCCUCUGAGCUUCCACAAGUGAUCCCAUCCACAGCCAGGCUCAGCCCCUCACUGCUGGCUGUGCACUGGUCCGUGCAGCUUCCCCAGUCCUGUGCCCUGUGCCAGGGGCCCUGAUGGGAGCUGGGGAUGUGAUUGCACAGCAGCUGGUGGAGCAGCGGGGGCUGCACGGGCACCAGUGCCCCCGCACCCUGAAAAUGAUGGGCAUCGGCUUCUGCUUUGUGGGCCCUGUUGUGGGCAGCUGGUACAGGAUCCUGGAUUGGCUCAUCCCAGGGAAUACAAAAGUUGUGGCUGUGAAGAAGGUGAUCCUGGACCAGGGGGCUUUCGCACCGUGCUUCCUUGGCUGCUUCCUGGCUGUCACGGGGGCUGUGAACGGGCUGUCGGUGCAGGAUAACUGGUCCAAGAUCCAGCAGGACUACACGGAUGCCCUGAUGACCAAUUACUAUCUGGCCGCCCGUGCAGAUUGCCAACUUCUACUUCGUGCCCCUGCAGCACAGGCUGGCUGUUGUCCAAUGCGUUGCCAUCGUCUGGAACUGCUACCUGUCCUGGAAAGCGAAUCGGAUGUGAGGCAGAGGCUGUGUCCCAUCCCUGUCCCAGCCUGUGCACUGCCUGACCCCACCACAACUCAGAGUGCAGCAUGCAUGGCCGUGGACAGGCUGGGACACGCAGGGUCCUGGCAGUGACCAGCCCACUCUUUUCUCAGGGAAACACCGUCCCCUAUGGCCACAGCCCCCCUGCCCCAGGGUGCCAGGACAGGCCUGCACCUGCUCCAGCUGUGCUGUGCAGCGGCUCUGCCCACGGUGCACUUUCCAUCCGUGCUCAGCCACCCCUGAGCCCUCGCCUGCACACAGGGUGCCCCUGCCUCCAGCAGGACCAUGGCACGGCCCGAGGGAGAGAGGAGCAGAAAUGGAGCAGGGCUGGCCCUGGGCUAGCUCCAUGGGCACAGAGCUGGGGUCACUGCAGGCUGGGGAUGCUCCCCCUGAAAGUGGGAUUUGCUGUGGCUCUGCUGUGGAUAGUUGGAGCAUCAAUAAAUGGAUCUUCACUUUUGGUUCCCAUGGCCCUGGGCCUUGUGGCCCAGCAGACCCCCAGGCCCUGAA